This is a messenger RNA of Blastomyces dermatitidis ER-3, 4108 nucleotides long. RefSeq lists its product as uncharacterized. The transcript is spliced from 3 exons. Lineage: Eukaryota; Fungi; Ascomycota; Eurotiomycetes; Onygenales; Ajellomycetaceae. The coding region runs from base 554 to 1135 and encodes 193 amino acids. The record is from RefSeq and is a predicted model, not a curated record.
CUGGCUGGGGAUUCGUCCGGAGUACCGGAGCAAUCAUUAUUGAAGGAUGCGAUUCUACUUGUUGGAUGGCCUUGGCUUGAAGCUUGCAUUGGUGGUGCUUGGUUGUGCCCGUUGGAGUCGUUCCAUGCAAAUCAGUGCCCCCUGACGCAUAAUAUGGGGGCGUGUGAACCUGGGCCUCCAGUACCUCAGCGCUACCAGUAUCGAUAAAAGCUAUCGCAGGGCCCUCACUCAGCUCUGGUCACAAUUGAUUGAAGGUGACAAGUUUGAAGUUAUCCAGGGGCAAUAUUAUGAUAAUACAGACUUCGAACUUCAAGGAAAUGGCUGGUUAGUGUUUGGACUAGUUGGUAGUUGGAACAGGUUGAAGUUAUUUAAACGAGACAGCGCGCCGGAAGAAAGGGAGCCGACCCCAUUGUGACCGCCUUUGUUCCACCAAAGAUCCGGCGCUUUGUUUUGACGAACACCUGUCAACAAGACCAAUUGUGCUUAAAACGAGUCUGCCAGGCUUAUCCAUACUCCUGAAAAGCAGAAGGAAGGUUUGAUAGUCCCUAUCGCUAUGUCAUAUCAACAACAGAUCCCGACAGUCACAUUGCAUGAUCUUCAGGAGUUCAAUGCCCGCCAUUUCUUUCACAGGAACAACCAUGGAUCAGUACAACCCUUGAUACCGGUAGCGGAUGUCGAACAGCUUGACGAUGGCGAUGAUGAUCUCGGAUACUACCCGGAUGGGACGAAACGGACCCUCACAGAUAAACAAGUCGAAAUCUUUAGGCACAGCGAAAUCCAAAAGCUGCAGCGCGAAAAGAGGCGGAAAGAGAUGGCUGAUCGAGAACAAGCUGAAGUCGAAGCUCUAACUGACACAUCCAAGGAACCUCUAGCCGGUGCCGGCCGGUCGGAAGCCAAGGGAGGUGGACAGGGUUCAUCAGAGUAUCAACAACAGAGCUUCGAAGGAACCGAAAAAUCAUAUCACGAUGUUGAUAGAAAGUCAACGGAAGACAACAAGAUACGGGAUGGGAAUGGGGGUGCUAAAAAACUACUCGCGUACGCAGACGAAGGAACAACGUUCGGACAUUCUCAGAAACCUGCUUCGUCCUCCGGCACGAAUCCAUUUGGUCGACGCCUGGUUAGUUACGACGAUUAAAAUCCAACUAUAGUCCAAAUGUUCACAACUGUGAACCAUCAAUGGCGGAACCAGGUAGCGAACCAUGGAAAUAUAGCAAAGCUCUUGUUUCAAUUCAACGGAGGACAGUCCAUGCGGGCCAAUUGAAGUGUGGGCCCUUUAUACUUACCUAUUACCUGCGGUGGCAUCCCAAUUUUCUUUUUGCCUUGUUCUCGAGCUAGUUUGGGCGACUAAUAAAUCUAGGAUCCCUUGCUAGCAAGAAUAUCGGACGCCCGAGCCAACUCAUUCGACCUAUCCAGGUAAACUAGGGUUUUGUAUGUGCUACAUUGACAAAGCAGUGAGCAGGAGACACCUUUGAUAAUGAGUGGCAUAUGCAUGCCGGGGCGGCCACCCGGGACAGCCUUCCUUCAGUAUGUUGCCAAACUCCUGCGGCAUGUGAAUUUCAAAUGCAGAAUACGGAAGUAACAGGGUCCAUGGAUCCCUGACAGCUACUAUUGUCAAAAAUUUCUUGUGCUUUCAAAUAUGCAAGGGUAUAUCGUUUGUUGAGGAGGGAGAUAUAUGAUCCCGACAUAAAUUGUUCAAUUUCUUGCUAUCUGGCUUGCAGAGGUAUAAUUCAGGUACAUAUUCAACAAAGCCGCCCUCAUCUCGGCCAGUGAAGAGCUCUGUCGUUUCAUGCAAAGGCCUUGUUCUUGCUAUCUACCUGGUGGCCAACAGAUCGUCCGAGAUAUUGAAAUGAACAACGGAUACAUAUUAUCAAUAGGUCUUCAGUAUCCAAAAAUCAAGUUCGGCCCUUAUCAGUUCCAGCGAAGCCGUGUACGAGCGAUAGUUGGGUGAUUGUGAAUUAGCUUUAGGAGGGGGGGUGGUUUUGAAAUGUAGGAAAACGACAUGAUCGAUGAAAGCGGGCGGUACGGUUUUCGACUCCUCUAUGUGAAGGUAACUUUUGUGUUGCGAUGAAACGGAAGAAUAUUGACGUCUAUGUUCUUGAACCAUCACGGGGACGGCCUUGUCAAACCAUCUAACUCGAACCCGCCGUGUUUCCUUUGGUGUCCAAUUCACUGUCUUGCGGAGACACCGUAGGAGGGUCUGUUGAAGCUGUCACAUUCAUGACGCUUUCAUGGUCGCGUGUUCCUCUCGCCCUGGAGUGAGGUUCGACCUUUUCCAGCCAAUGAGUUACCACCCGGUGUUUGUCCCACGCGAGACGGCUACGCUCGAGGAGACCCAGCUCGAAGCUUUCUGGGGACUGCUGGCUGUUUUCCAUGCUAUGGCUCGUCAGCAAGUGCUACUAGCAUUGGUUCAAUGUUGUGUAACUCACUUGGGACGAUGUCACGCCGAACGUUUCUAUGGCUUUUUCUUUGAUGGGAACACCACAGAUGCUUUGACAGCAGGAUUUUGGAUGGGGAUUAAUCUAUUAUCUCCCGCGAGUUGGGUUGUAUCGAGGGACUCAAGAAUUGCUGCCGGGAGAGUGAUGUCGGUAGGGUUGGAUUUGUUCGAUACUUGCGUCCAAAAGGGCCACCAUCUGUCUUUUAAGGCGUCUGAAGAUUGGAUACUAUGGAUGCUCAAUAGUCCACAACGACCACUCAGCCACAGCCGCUCCAUGCCCAGUGGUAAUAGGAUUAACUCAGAGUCAGUCACCGCCUCUUAAGCCUCGAGGUAUUUCCCUUUUUGAAUCGCCUUAUUCCCGCUCGGACUACCUCAAACAUGACGACUCCGCCUAGCAAUGGUAUUGGUUAUUGGGAAAUGGCCUGCGCGGAUGCUAGCUUACUCUUGAUGCUGGAGACGGCACCGAAGCAACCCGGAGAGACACUUGCAUCAAGUCGACCAUGGUGUUCCGGGUUUCGACUCACCAAGUGAUGAUAUAUCAUAUUUCUCUUAAUUCCGCUUGGGCUUGUACUUUUUUCAUAAACGGAGCUAGAGAAGUGAGAAGUGGGAGCACUUUCGCUCUGGACAUGAGACACGUUUGCCCGCGGCGAUCUCUACCCCUGUCAUACUCAGCGCUCCGACUGGAACCGCGUCUUUGGUGACUUUAGUGGACUGUGGUGUUAAGUGAAGCGAGGACGUUAGAGUUGGGACUUCUAUCAAACCUAUGUACUGCCCUGAUGUUGAAUUCCGGAUCUUCUUGUGCAGAUGGACUCUCGAACUUUCAAGCAAAAGCAAGGCAACUAAUGAAGAUGGUAUUAAUCAAAACUGAGUUUCAUACCGAGCGGUACAAGAAUGCUCAAGUGAAGAAUGCGGAAGUGCGCUUCAUGCUGAGUUGUUGCUUUGCGUUUCUAUUUGAGUAGACUCUUUCACGCCCGCGCAUGGUUUUGGAAGCGUACUUGGCAGGGAUUGCCAUGACCCUGAAGACCUUUACCCGCACGGCUUCUGUGUCGAUACGCGCCUGGUUUUACAUCGAAUAGAGUAUCCAUGAGUCGACCAACCCUAUAUUCGGAGGCCCUAUCAGACUCUGGUCUUCACUACGCUAUAUCUUUGCCAAAUUCCGAGUCAUGUUCACUAAAAUUUACAUCCGUUAUUUCGCAACUUGUCCAACUGUACUUGAAUUUAUCAGAUUGUUCAUUUUUCACUCCUCCUUUUUGACUGCACUGCACAACGGCUAGGGCAUUUCCCUUUUAGCAUGCCACACGACACACCAGUCCAAGGGCGAACCAAUAAAUUAGCCGUGACUCAAUCUAACCUGGGUAUUUCGGCCAUCAAUUUUAUUUGAAGCAAAAAUCUUUCUCGGCAUUCUCUGCUGAGCGGUGCACAACUAGCAAUAGGCUGUGCUUCAUUGCGCUAAAGUACUGGCUGCUUUGGCUUUACAGCGGGGAUUUUUGGUGGUGCUUGGCCCGCGUCCACAUUAUGUUUUCAUGAACAAUAUUCAUUGGGCUAAGCUGGCAUUGGAAGAUAAGAGGAAAUUAAAAUUAAAGAUAUGUAUGCCAACCACUUUUACCCCUUUAACAUGCUUUGAGCCUGAACAGGGAUUAAACUUUCCCUUUUUUUUUUUUUUUUUUUUUUUUU